GCGUAUUUAAUUAUGUGGUUACUUUAGUUUUUUGCCUCCCACUUUUCACAUACUAUUAUAUUAUAAAAUAUUAUUAGUAAAUAAAUAUAAUUAGUUCGAUUAUUAUGGAUUUUGUGGAUUAACUGUGGUAGAUAUUGUGAACCGCUAACCAGAAAAAUUAUUAUUUUACUACCCACACCCAACCCACUACGUACAACAUGUGGGUAUGGUUAACCACAAUGGGUACGGGUUGGUGCAGUUUACGGGUUAUCCAAAGCCGACAACCCAAACUCCAACCCCUAGGACCAACCUUGCAAUUUGCCCAAAAAAGGAAGUGCAUGUAAAGGAAAAAUUACUGUUAUGGGCCAGUGGCCCGGCCCAUUUCUUCGAUCCUGGAUUCGGUUUUCUCAGACGCGGGCUCGUGCCUGGACCCUGCCUGGCGCAGUCAACAGUAGGGAUGGCAACAAAACCCGAACCCACGGGUACCCACCCGACCCAAUCCGGUCAACACGGGUAAAAUCCGUGUUGACGGGUUUUGGGCCGGGUUCGGGUUUAAACCCGCUACACUAUUCACCGAGUCGGGUUGGGUUUGGGUUUAGGUAAACCCGACCCAUGGGUACCCGCCCACACACAUAUAAUUACUUUCCCGGUAUAUUUAAUAUUCUAAAUAAUAUAUUUUCCUUAAACAAUUAAUAUUCUUUAUGUUUGUGGAGACAUGUAUAAUUUGUUUUUUCUAAUUGUUUAGAAUGAAGUUGGUAUUAUGAAGUGGAGAGUGAAGAAACUUAGUUGACGAGGAAGAAGUUUUCAAUUAAUCUUUUGUUUAUAGAUGUUUAUCUUUAAUUUUGAACAAUUUGUAUUGAUUAUUUGCGGUUUGCUUGUAUGCUCUAGAUUGGUGUUUUUUUUGUAUGAUUAAUUUGUAUGAGAAAAUUGAUGUUAAACUUUUAUUUUGAAAGAAACUUGUUAUUGUAAAUUUUUUACCACAAAAACCCACGGGUACCCAUGAACCCGCGGAUACCCAGCGGGUUGGGUUGGGUUUGAGUUUUUCAAACCCAACGAGUUUUACCCCGGAUUUUUUUGGCCGUAAACCCAUGGGUUUGGAUUUGGGUUUGACAAAAUCCGCCCCAACCCGACCCAUUGCCAUCCCUAGUCAACAGUAGAGAACCGAGAACGAGAAAACCCCGAAAACCCGCCAAAGCAGCAGCUUCGUCUUUCUUCUCUUGCCACCCGCAUUUCAUAUUUGCCUCUCUUCUCCCCAACUCGACGAAAAUGGAAACCCGACCGUCGCGAACCUCUCUUCUCUUCUCUCCUCGCUUCCCUUCUCAAUCGGAUCCCCACAAUUUCCCUUCCCUCCCGAGAAUUUAUCAAUUCAUUUCCCCCAUUCCAUCGCUCCCCAAAAUUUCCCGAAAAACGGCAAAUACGAAAAAAAGAAAAAGGAAAAACAGACAAAAUGCCGAUGACGGGAAGUUCGCCUGAAUCCAAUUCGCCCCUCCUCCUCCGCCGGCCAAGAGCUCCGAAAUCGCUGUAGGAGUUUCUCUCAAUUUUUUUCCCCCUAUUUUACGAAUCGAAUCGAUUUCUCCGGUUAUGGACAGUCGGUACGGGAGGCAGAGGAACAGCAGCUCGGUGACGUCGCCCCUGGCGUCACCGAUCCACCCGCGGCACGUGCGGACGGGAUCGGCCGGGGUCAAGAAAGCCCAAACCAAGGCCGCGGCGCAGAGGCUCGCUCAGGUGAUGUCGCACCAGCGGCCGGACGAUGACAACGAAGAGGAUGACGACGAGCCGAUCUUCGCCGGCGGAGGUCUCGGCAGCAUCGGACUCGCUGGAGGGAGGAAAGUCCAGCCGCGGUCUCCCAUGACGAGGCCUGUGGUUCAGAGUCGCGUGCCGGCGAGGGCGGCUGCCGUGGCGGCGUCUGAGGAGGGCAGUGAUAACGAAGAUGAUCACGCUCCGAUUUCUGGCUCGGUAUCCAUUGGCCGCGCUGUUGGAAGGUCAAUGCGAUCGCAAUCUCCAAUGCGGAAACCUGCAGCUCAGAGUCGUGUCCCGGUGAAGCCGCCCCAGCCAGUUGAUGAGGACAGUGAUAAGGAAGAUAGUUCCGCACCCGUAAUUGGUCGGGUCUCAAUUGGCCAUGCAGGUGCGAGAUCAGUGCGACCUCAAUCUCCCAUGAUGAAAGCAGCAGGUCAAAUUCGUAUGCCGGUGAAGACAUUCCAACCACAAAGUGAUAGGGAUAGUGAUAAGGAUGAUGAUCAGAGCCCCGUCAGUGAGAAAAUAUCCAUUGGUCACGGUGGUGGGAGGUCGAUGCAAGCACGCCCUUCCAUGGGCAGGCCUGUUGCUCAAAAUCGUGCACCCUUGAAGACAGCUGCACCAGUUGAUGAUGACAGCGAUAAGGAUGAGAGUUAUAGUCCUAUAAGCGGUAGGGUGUCAAUUGGACAAGCUGGUGGAAGAUCAAUGCGAGGCCAAUCUCCAAUGGCAGUUCGUACCAGGCAAGACCAAUUGAACUCUAUCAAAAUAGGUCGGCCUUCUGUGUCUUCCGCCUCUGGGGAACACCCAUCAACAUCACUUCACUCAGCUACAUCUGCUCCAGCAGCUCAGAUCAACAAUGCCGUUGAACAACAGCCUCUAUCUGCUCGUUCCCCGUUGGCCGCCCGAUCAUCCAUAAAUUCCACCGAACAACCUCCAUCAGCUCGUUCUACAUCUGGCCGCUCAGGUCCUCCAGGUAUUCGGAAGAUGCCUUCUAGUGUGCCUAUCUCACUUAGGCCGGUCUCUUCUAUGGUGUCACCUGAUCCUACGUCAGAUAAUUGGAAAGAACAAAGAUUGGGGAUGGAUGCGGGAAGUGCAAAAUUGAGUGAAACAAACAGUAAUCGGCCUGCAUCUGCAUUACAGGACGAGAUUGACAUGCUACAGGAGGAAAAUGAGAGUUUGCUUGACAAGCUUCGACUUGCAGAAGAGAGGCAGGAGGAAGCAGAAGCUAGAGUUCGUCAACUUGAGCAACAGGUUGCUAAUCUUGGAGAAGGUGUAAGCUUAGAAGCUCGCCUCAUAAACAGAAAGGAGGCAGCUCUGCAGCAAAGAGAGGCUGCUCUGAGAAUGGCAGAAGUAACAAAUAAAGCCGAAGAAAUUAACUCCCUUAGGAUGGAAGCUGAGAGUGCUAAGGAGGAGGCAGCAGCCGCAUUUGAGCAGCUUCAAGAAGCUGCACUCGAGACCAAGUCGCUUCGCAAUAUGACUCAAAGAAUGGUGCUGACUCAAGAGGAGAUGGAAGAGGUUGUUCUGAAGAGGUGUUGGCUUGCUCGGUAUUGGAGCUUAUGUGUCAACCAUGGCAUACAUGCAGAGAUUGCAGGAGCAAGAUAUGGGUACUGGUCAUCAUUUGCUCCUCUGCCUGUUGAAGUGGUAUUAGCUGCAGGACAGAGAGCUCAAGCGGAGGACUCAUUCAUUGGUAACGACGCAGAAGAAAGGGUGAGAGUGCUGCAAGGCACCCGUGAACUCUCUGGUGAAGGGAACAUUGAGAGCAUGGUCUUAGUCGAGAGAGGUCUGCGAGAAAUGGCUUCGUUAAAGGUGGAGGACGCUUUAGCGCUUGCCCUGGCUCAACAACGACGUCCCAGUUCACUGAAAGGUGAUGAAGUGAAACUACCCAGUGAAGGACAGUACGAAGCAUUUGAGUUGAGCCAAGAGGAGGCCGAUGAUGUGCUUUUCAAACAGGCUUGGCUAACAUAUUUCUGGAGAAGAGCCAAGGACCACGGGCUGGAGCAAGAAUUAGCAGAAGAGCGUCUAGAUUUCUGGACCAACCACGGUGGUCGUUCCUACUCGUCGCAGGAUGCAGUCGACGUGGAGCGUGGGCUUCAGGAGCUGAGGAAAUUAGGCCUUGAGAAUCAGCUGUGGCACGAGUCUCGCAAGGGGCUCGAUUUCGGGUCCAGCACCAGGGCACAUAUGGAGACCGACUUCUAAGAUUUGAGAAUCAGCUUACAAGUAUCCAGUUCAAAUCUACAGUCGAUCGAGAGAGAGAGAGAGCUCACACAAUGUCGAUAUUUAUAUGAGCGUGCUACAAGUUUUGCAGAAUUUUACGUUGUCUGUAUAGAUUGUGGUCUAUUUCAUGUAUUAUUCUAGUUUGUGAGUCUUGUGUUGUGUGGACUUGGGCCAAAAAAAAAAAGCCACAAAUUGCCAGUUGGGGCAGUUCGUUCUCUUACUAUUAUUAAUUUUUUUUGGGUAGAAAGUUCGUUCUCUUAUUAGUGUUAGUAACGUUGCCCAGUAAACGGGGUCUGAGCAAAGAGGUCUUUGGGUUUUCAUUUGUGGCUGCAUAAAAGUUACUUAGGGGAUGGAACACUUGGUACUUGUCAGAUGAUAGUAAGGUGAUUGUAUAAUAAUAAAAUAGUUUUUUUUAUCUGCGCUCCACCGCGCUAAUAAACUAAUUAUUUCUUUUAAUAAUAAAGUUUCAUUCACUUGUUUAAUGAUUUAGUUCAAAUAAAAUUAUUUAUAAAAUUUUCAAGCAUAACACUUUCAUAAGUUUUAUGUAGUCGCUUUCGCUUGAUUGAUACAUAAAAAAUAACAACCCUUUCAACCUUCUUACAUGGUGCAUUAAACUAUUACAAAACAAUGUUACUUAAUCUUUCGUAGGGAUAUUAAGGCCCUGUUCACUUUCAUUUUCGUUUACUGUUUCCUGUUUUCAUGUCAUAAAUUUGGCAACCGAAACGAGAAAACCUGUUUAUUUUUCAUUCUGUUUUCUAUUCGUUUUCAACUCUGAAAACAGAAAGUGGCAGCUUCCUGCUGUUUUCGGAAAUGGCAAAAUGUUGUUUUCACCUGUUUUCAACAUCUGUUUUCUAAAAAAACAGGAAACAUAAAUGGAAGUAAAUAUGCCCUUUAAAGUAAGGCAAUCUCAAACAAUGUUUCUCUAUUCAGCCGUUAUGUUUUGAGAUUCUUCACUAACACUACUCAACUAUCCUAAAAUUAAAUUACUAUGGAGAAAGCUUACUUGGGGAUAGAUUCCCCCUAGGUACUUAUCAAACGAUGAAGCAAGCAACCCUAGAUGGAAAGGCAAUUGAGACAAGCUUUAGCAAAGAACAUAGAAGCGUAUGAUUCCUCUACUUAGCCACAACCCAAAACUCUCGAUUAAAGCAGUGUGACCACUUCUAACCAAACGAGAGAAUUCACUAUUGUGCAACUCUAAUCGCUUAAUUAAAGCAUUAACGACCUUUGAAACCCAAUUCUAUGUCACCCUAGAUCACCAAGUAGAAGAACUCACGAUUAAUGGAAUCCCUUCUACUCCCCUACACAUGGAGUGUUCUAACAGGAGUCUACUAGACACUAUCUCUAAAGACUAGGCACAUACGAUCCCUAAACAUGGCCAAGAUUGGCAAUCCAACAUUGUAUAGGCAGCACAAUCAACAUCCUAAUGCAUCCUAACUCAAUCCCAAUCAAUGCAAACCUUCACUCUAAUCCUAUAGUGGAGGGGAACCCAUAAUUGACCUUGAAUCUCAAUUAAAUCACGCAAGGCCCUCUUAAUUUAGGUAUUUUGGAGAGAAGUCUCUACAACCUAAAAACCUAAUCAAGGAUUUAAGUUCUAGGUUCCCUAUAGAAGGCUCCCACCCACUGCAAAAGACCUUAUUUGACUCACUCUCAUGCAAUCAACAAGGUCCCUCUAAUGCGUUUGUAUGCUCAAUUAAUCUAGUUAGAUUUUUCUCUCCUAGGUUAAAGCUUUCUCCUCUUUGUUGUCUUUGAUCUUAAACUUUCAAGGGAUUGGUUCUGUCACAAUCUCCUCCAAUGACUCUCAAAGACCUCCCUCCCCCUCUUUUAGUUUUGUUCAAGAAAAAUCUAUUUUCUCUUGCAAAAGUGGCUCCCCCACAAGAAAAAUCACAAAAAGGGUUUUUACUCGAGUAGUGCAAAAGUCACUGGAGUUAACUUUCCAAAACAAUUCACUUAGUUGCACAGUGUAAGAAACUCAAUUCUAGGUG
This is a messenger RNA of Linum trigynum, 5909 nucleotides long. NCBI's taxonomy places the organism in Eukaryota, Viridiplantae, Streptophyta, Magnoliopsida, Malpighiales, Linaceae. The record is from the annotation of a GenBank genome assembly.